Octodon degus (degu) is the source of this 1210-nucleotide messenger RNA. It is a transcript of the gene Tamm41, whose product is annotated as TAM41 mitochondrial translocator assembly and maintenance homolog. Lineage: Eukaryota; Metazoa; Chordata; Mammalia; Rodentia; Octodontidae. Gene Ontology annotation, biological process: CDP-diacylglycerol biosynthetic process; cardiolipin biosynthetic process. Gene Ontology annotation, molecular function: phosphatidate cytidylyltransferase activity. The record is from RefSeq and is a predicted model, not a curated record. The transcript has 8 exons. Gene Ontology annotation, cellular component: mitochondrion. Bases 164 to 1165 code for a protein of 333 amino acids.
GAAGCGCAGCCGGCGUGGCUACGGUCUCUCACCUCGACGCGGUUCCAGACCUACUGUCGCGGGCUGCCGGCGGCCCUCGCGGGUCUUCGGUGUCCCUCCUCCAUCCAGUGUGGGCUGGUCCCCACCCCUGGUCUUCCCGUCCCUGACUGGCUCGCCCCGCCCCAUGGCGCUGCAGAGCUCGGGAGUGGCCUUCCGCAGGAUCCUGUCCCACUUCCCCGAAGAGUUGAGCCUGGCUUUCGCCUAUGGCUCGGGGGUGUACCGCCAGGCGGGGCCCAAUUCAAACCAGAAGAAUGCCAUGCUGGACUUCGUGUUCACUGUAGAUGACCCUGUUGCCUGGCAUUCAAAGAACCUAAAGAAGAAUUGGAGCCACUACUCUUUCCUAAAACUUUUGGGGCCCAAGAUAAUCACCUCAGUUCAGAAUAACUAUGGCGCCAGAGUUUACUACAAUCCCUUGAUCCUGUGCGAUGGUAGGCUUAUCAAGUAUGGGGUGAUUAGCACUCGUGCCCUGAUUGAAGACCUGCUGGGCUGGAAUAACUUGUAUGUUGCUGGCCGCCUCCAGAAACCGGUGAAAAUCGUAGCAAUGAAUGAGGAUGUCACCCUGCGAUCAGCCCUGGAUAAGAACCUGAGGAGUGCGGUUACCACAGCCUUCCUCAUGCUCCCUGAGAGCUUCUCUGAGGAAGAACUGUUUGUGGAGAUCGCUGGGCUGUCCUACGCAGGUGACUUCCGCAUGGUAAUCGGGGAGGAAAAGAUGAAGGUGCGGAAUAUCGUGAAGCCCAACGUAGCCCAUUUCCGGGAGCUGUAUGGCAGCAUACUGCAGGAGGACCCGCAGGUGGUAUACAAGAGCCAGCAGGGCCACCUGGAGAUCGAUAAAAGCCCAGAAGGACAGUUCACUCAGCUCAUGACACUGCCCAAAACCUUACAGCAGCAAAUAAAUCGCCUCAUGGACCCUCCUGGGAAGAACAGGGACGUGGAGGAGACCCUACUGCAGGUCGCACACGACCCGGACUGUGGCGACGUGGUCCGCCUAGGGCUUUCAGCCAUCGUGCGACCUUCUAGUAUAAGACAGAGCGCCAAAGGCAUCGUUACUGCUGGCCUGAAGAGAUCAGUGAUUUAUAGUUCACAAAAGCUGCGCAAAAUGUGGAAAGGAUGGCUGACGAAAACCUGAUUUGGCUUGUAUAUAUAUAUAUGUUAGAUGAAUAAAGUGUUUGAU